AAGAGAAAGAACGAGGGAUUAAACAGGAGAAAGGAUACCUUAAUUAAGGAAGCCUAUGAAUUAGGAGAAUUCGAUGGUAUCGACGUCGCUCUAAUCAUUUGCAAGCAUGGUCGAUAUACUACGUAUGGAUCUAGGGACCAUGCAUCGUGGCCGCCAUCUAUAGCAGAGAUA
Messenger RNA from Hyaloscypha bicolor E, 171 nucleotides. RefSeq lists its product as uncharacterized. The record is from RefSeq and is a predicted model, not a curated record. Lineage: Eukaryota; Fungi; Ascomycota; Leotiomycetes; Helotiales; Hyaloscyphaceae. Gene Ontology annotation, molecular function: DNA binding; protein dimerization activity. The annotation marks the transcript as partial. The transcript has a single exon.